Miscanthus lutarioriparius is the source of this 2541-nucleotide messenger RNA. NCBI's taxonomy places the organism in Eukaryota, Viridiplantae, Streptophyta, Magnoliopsida, Poales, Poaceae. The record is from the annotation of a GenBank genome assembly.
AUGGAUUGCUCCAUGACGAGCAGCAUCCUGUCGGCCAACUACAACACGAUCCUGUUCGAGUUCGGUGUCAUCCUGGUGAGCAGCAAGGUCCUGUACGCGCUGCUCCGCAAAGUGUACCAGCCGCGCGUCUUCUCCGACCUGCUGCUCGGCAUCAUCCUUGCGCAGUUCCGCGUGCUCUCCCUCACCAACGCCAUCAACCUCGUCUUCGGCAAGAUCGGCGGCUUCGUCUUCGCGCCCUACCUCUUCGCGCUCGGCGUCGAGAUGGACCCCACCACGCUCCUGGACGCCCCCACCGGCGACUCCGUCGUCGCCUACGCCGGCAUCCUCUCCACCUGCGUCCUCGUCACGCUCUUCCACAUGCCGCUCAUGCAGGCCACCUCGGGAGUCGUCCACGAGCGGUCCCUCCGAUCCUUCCUCGGCCUCGCCGCCGUGCUCGCCAACACCGCCUCGCCCGUCCUCACCCGCCUCACCACCGACCUCAAGAUCGCCAAGACCGCCGUGGGCCGCCUCGCCGUGGGCGCCGGCCUCGCCUCCGACAUGCUCACCACCAUGCUCAUCGCCGUGGGCAGCAUGAUCUGGCGCGACACGGGCGUGGACGGCCGCGAGUCCAACGACUCCCCGAUCGUGCAGCCGGUGCUCACGGCCGCCGUGCUCGUCGUCGUCAUCGUGUCCGCCUUCGUGUCCAGGGCCAUGGCCGAGUGGGUGGGCUCGCGCAACCCGGAGGGCCGCCGCAUGCGGGGCUUCGACCUCUCCCUCGUGGCGCUCGCCGCCGCCGCGCUCUGCUGGCUCAGCUCCGCGCUGCGCCUCAACGUGAACAUGGCGGCGUUCCUGGUGGGGCUGGCGUUCCCCAGCGAGGGCCGGGUGUCGAGGCUGCUGGUGAGCAAGACCAACUUCGUGCUCAGCUCCUUCGUGCUGCCGCUCUACGUCGCCCACGUCUGCCUGUCGCUGCGACAGACCACCGACGACAUCGAGGUGGCGGGGCUCACGCGGGACGACGGCUUCCGUGCCUACGUCAUGGAGCUGCCGUUCCCGUGGUGGAAGGUCUUCUUCGUCACCGUCAUGGGGACGCUCGGGAAGCUCACCGGGUGCGCGGCGGCGGGGCUCCUCCGGGGGCUGGGGAUGCUGGAGGCGCUGGCGCUGGGGAUGCUGCUCAACGUCAAGGGGUACUUCCACCUCUACUGCGCGCAGGCGGCGUUCGACGCGGGCAUCAUCACGGACAAGUCGUUCAUGGCCAUCAUCUUCAUGGUGGCGCUCAACGUGGCGGUGACGCCCAUGGUCGGGAUGGGCAUCGCGUCGUGGGCGCGGCGGAGCGUGCAGUGGCGGCUCAUGGGGCUGCAGCACCACGACCCGUCGACGGAACUGCGCCUCGUGGUGGGGCUGCACGGCCCGCAGGACGUGCCGACGCUGUCCUACAUCAUGGAGGCGCUGCGGUGGGGCGGCGGCGCGGGAGGUGGCGGCGAGCUGGCCGUGUACGCCGUGGACAUGGUGCAGAUGACGGACCAGACGGCGGCGGCCAUCGUGAAGGGCGGCGGAUUCGACGGCGUGACCGUGGUGGACGAGGAGGUGUCGGAGAUGCGGAAGCUCAUCGGCGAGGCGCUGGACGCGUACCAGGCGGAGUGCGGCGGCGGUGCCAAGGUGAAGGUGCGGCGGCUGCUGGCGCUGUCGUCGUUCCCGGACAUGCACAGCGACAUGUGCAUCUGCGCAGAGGACGCGAUGGCGGCGCUGGUGCUGCUCCCGUUCCACAAGGCGCAGCGGGCGGACGGCAGCAUGGAGCCGGGCCACCACGGCUUCCGGGUGGUCAACCAGAAGGUGCUGCAGCUGGCGCCGUGCUCGGUGGGGGUGGUGGUGGACCGAGGCCUCGGUGGGAAGCACGCCGCCGCCGUCGUCAGCGGCUCCAGCUCCCAGCAGUCCCAGACCCAGGCGGCGGCGGCCGUGGUGGUUGUGUUCAUCGGCGGCGCGGACGACCGCGAGGCCCUGACGCUGGCGUCCCUGAUGUCGAAGCACCCGGGCGUGCGUCUGACGGCGCUGCGCGUGGUGCAGAACGCGACGGCGCAGGCGCGCGCCAGGGCCCGGACGAGCCUGUUCGAGAGCAAGGGCAGCCGGCGCGGCGGCGGCGGCGGCGGCGGCAUGAUGGGCGCCCCGGCGUCGUCGGCGCUGGGGCAGGAGGAGGCGCAGAUGCAGGUGGACGACAAGUUCUUCGCGGAGUUCUACCGGAAGCACGUGGCCGGGAGCAAGCAGCCGGGCGCCGCCGUGGCCGCCAUCGGGUACCUGGAGAAGCACGUGGCGGACGGGGCGGAGCUGGUGGCGGUGCUCCGGGGCAUGCAGGCGGACUACCGGCUCUUCAUCGUGGGGCGCGGCAGGGACCGCAGCUCCGUGCUGACGGAGGGGCUGGACGAGUGGGCCGAGUGCCUGGAGCUGGGCCCCGUCGGCGACAUCCUCGCGUCCUCCGACUUCUCCACCACCGCCUCCGUGCUCAUCGUGCAGCAGUACGACGCCAAGAAGCACUACAAGGUCAUCGACGAGGAGUUCAUGCCCUUGUAG